UGUUCUGUUUCAACUCAAAACAUAAACUAUAAAGAGUUAAGUCGUUAAGUGUAAACUCAGUAACUGUUUGAUGUUUUAAAUUUUAAAUUGUCGUAAUUCCGUUUAUACACACGUGUUAUUAUAAUAAUUAAUAAUCCAAACAAAAUCAUGGAUGAUUCUACAAGAGCUGCAAUAUUUGCAGAUUUUGACAUUAGCCAGAAUGAAUCUCAAAUGGAUUUUACCGAUGAUUUGACUAAAUCAAAAUUUAGAAAAUCUCAGUUCAAUUUGUCUGUUUCAUUAACACCUGGGGAACUUAGUGCUAUAUUUGAUACACCUACAAUUCAACCAAAAUUAAAUUCUGAAAAUGGGUUAUACAAUCAGUUUCUAGAUGUUCUUCAAGCAUUUCGCAUUAGUUCACCUUUACAACUUUUAGAAAUACUUCAAUAUUUUAUUGACAAUUGUAUAGACACCAUAUCCAUUCUAAAAGAUCAAAAUCAAAAUGCAGAUUGGUUAGAACAAGAAUUGAAUACAUGGCGUUUAUUGUUAACACUAUUUCAAGUACAACAUUUAGAGUCUGAAAAAGUUGAUAAUAUAGUUAGUGAUCGAGAUUUAGCAGAUGCAUUAUUCAAAGAAGAUCAGAAAUUAAAAGGGAUCCAAAGAAUUGUCGAUUGGCUAGAACAUUGUGCUGCUGAAAAUAUGGAAAAUGAAUUCAUGAAAGAUGCAAAACAUUUCUCUGACGAGGAAGUUGCUUGGCCAAAUACUUUAGGCCAACUGUUGAAAAAAGAAUUAAUAUAUCAAAGUUCCGGGGCUAUGGUCACUAAAUUAGAUCCAGAUGCACCUAACAGACAAUCAAGAUCUAUUCACGAUCUAGACCAGGUUGACGAUGAUAGACUUCUAACCCAAGUGUUUAAUGAGAUUCGUUGUGGUCGAUUAGAAAAGGCUGAAUUGUUGUGUUGUCAGUAUGGUCAGUUUUGGAGGUCAGCAAUAAUGGAAGGAUGGCGGUUGUAUCAUGAUCCAUUUUAUAAGCCCAAAGAAGAACAGAAUCCUUCAGAUGAAAUACUUGGGAAUCCAAAUAGAGAUGUUUGGAAGGCUUGUGCUUGGAAAAUAUCAUCAGACCAUAAAAAUUCUCCGUAUUGGAGAGCUACUAUUGGCAUAUUAUGUGGAAACAUUGAUGCUGUCUUGCCUGUCUGUAACCGAUGGGAGGAUAUUUUAUGGGCACAUCUUCAUACUAUAGUUAAUGUUGCUGUUGAAAGUCACAUACAAACACACAAGUCCAGCAGUUUUAUUAGUUUGCCAGAAAAAUAUUGGGAAUAUAAAAUGACAAUGGACGAUAUUAUAGCUGAAUUGAAAUCCAACCCUAAAUUGGCAGUACGUCAGGAAGCACAUAAACCCAGACGUCAAAUUCAGCAGUAUUUUAUGACCAAUCAGUUUCGUGAAUUAGUGAACAUCAUGGCAGAUUGGGCUGAAAAUAGUUUGGAAUCGGAUCCUCAAUUUUUGCGUUUCCUUGCACAUUUAAUCUUAGUCAUUCGAUGGGCUGGAAUUCAACACGAUGAGCUGGCUGCAAAUUUAAUAAUACAAAAAUAUAUAGAGGUCUUAAUUCCAAUGAAUGAUUCAUUGUUGGUAGCUUAUUACACAUCUCAAUUGGAACAAACUAGUCAAAUUAUUAUAUAUUCCAAGUUUCUAGAAAAAAGUGUUUUAACAGAACAGCGAACUCAAGGAUUGUUGGCUGCAGAAAAGUUUUCUCUUCCUGUUGAAGAGAUAACUAAACGUAUUGUUGAAACAUAUAGAAAUCGAUUCACUAAUAUGACUUCUGGCCAAGAUCUAUUUUCGGAAAUUACCAGUGAUGACUAUGAACUUAUUUCUGCAUUAGAUUGGAUAAUUUAUUAUCCUCAUCAAGUUGAAGAAGCAUUUGUACAAAUUAAUGCAGUUGUACGUAAUUUUGUUGCUCAAGGAAAAAUCCAAGCAGCCCGUCUAGCAUUUAAUAAGGUUCAAAAAGAUUCAAUUAAUAGAUUAAUGAAUAACGCUGAUAUUGAUAUUGAAAAACUCUUGGAAUUUGAUAUGGUAUCAGUUUCUAAAAAAAUACAAUCACUUGUCUUGGAAUAUUUAGCAUAUAAAUGUUAUUUGGAUGCUGAAGAAGGAUUUGCUGAAUGGUUUCAUGAAUAUCAUCAGACCAAACCAAUUGAACCAAUCAAACUACAUGGAAAUGCAGAUUAUGCUAAAAAAUUGAUCCACGAUCACAACAUGGAACAGUAUCAAAUUGCAUUGAGCAACUGGAAGAAGAAUGUAGCCAGUUCAUCACAAAUUGUUGUUGAACAACUCUUUAAUUUACUUUUCUUCCCUAACGGGUGGCUUGUUGACCACGAAAAUGAGGACAAAAAUCGUCAUGAACAUUUUGAACUCUUGCGAACUAUUUGUAUUCCUAAGAUUUUUAUGCUUCUACAUACUAUAUUGCAUAGCGCUGAAAAGUAUACUGAAUGUAUCAAAUUAGCUAGUUACAUAACAGACAAGACCAAUAAAUUCUAUCAAUUAUUCUCUCAAGCUGAUCUUAAGAAGUUAUUAGCAAAGAUUGCUGAAUCAUCUGUCUGCUUAAUGGAGUCUAAUGAACAAGUAUUAGAUCCUUGGGGAUUUUGAUUAUCUUAAUCUUAAAUCUUCAUAUGAUAUAUUGUGAAAAAUAAAUGUUUAAUGUUGUAAAUAUAUUUUUUUUUAAUACUGAAAA
Aphis gossypii (cotton aphid) is the source of this 2695-nucleotide messenger RNA. RefSeq names its product nuclear pore complex protein Nup107 (gene Nup107). The transcript has 16 exons. Gene Ontology annotation, biological process: regulation of DNA-templated transcription; mRNA export from nucleus; post-transcriptional tethering of RNA polymerase II gene DNA at nuclear periphery. Gene Ontology annotation, molecular function: structural constituent of nuclear pore. Gene Ontology annotation, cellular component: nuclear pore; nuclear pore outer ring. Lineage: Eukaryota; Metazoa; Arthropoda; Insecta; Hemiptera; Aphididae. Bases 148 to 2610 code for a protein of 820 amino acids. The record is from RefSeq and is a predicted model, not a curated record.